Onychostoma macrolepis is the source of this 1769-nucleotide messenger RNA. RefSeq lists its product as uncharacterized. Lineage: Eukaryota; Metazoa; Chordata; Actinopteri; Cypriniformes; Cyprinidae. Bases 145 to 1413 code for a protein of 422 amino acids. The transcript is spliced from 5 exons. The record is from RefSeq and is a predicted model, not a curated record.
UUUGGCAUUGACUGGGAGGAUUCAACAUGAUUUGGAAAAGGAUUUAUACUUUUUAAGAGGAGAGUGUCACUGGAUCACAUGACAGUCUAUAUUCCAUGCACUUGUAUUCAGUAGGUCUCUGUCGUUUUCUCUGCAUUUGAUCAAAUGAGGGUUUGUAACUUACAUUUUUAUUCAGCUUUAUGUCAACAGUGGGGAUAUGACAACACUCUCUCGAUGCUCUUCCUGAAAUUAUCACUGAAGAUACUGUGCAUGGCUGAGUUGAGUGAUGUACAGCAAGAUCUGCCCGAACAAGAGGAUUCCUUUUUUGUCGGUGUACCUCAUUCAACCCCCCAGAAGCACAGAGCUGAAGCGUCUGCUGCAGAAUUCAAAGUGCCCUUGUCUGUACAGCUAACCAGUCCUGCACGGUCCAGCAAACCAGCUGUUGCCCUGGCUCCCACAUGGACAAGUCAAUUGGACACUGCAUCUUCAUCCAAAAUGAUGGCCACGUGUAGUCCAAGAAAAAGUCUUGUAUUUGAGGAACCACACCACAUGGAAUCUACUGUGAUGGAUCUUAGUGCAACCUCAGUCUUUGAUGUCAGCAUGUCCUCAGAGCCUGCUGUCGAUCCCGCAGACACCAGUUUUGUGCCAUAUUCAAGCCCCUCCACCACCACCACCACAGGGAGUACCUCAAGCCUCUCCGGACAACCCAGAGGAUGGAAGGAGAGGAAAUGGAUUGUAAAUGAGUCCAAACUCAUGGAACUCUUUCAGAAAUGUACAACCUGUGGUGCUGCGAUGUGUGACCUGAAUCAAACAAUAACACAGUUCGGCAGUAGAAUCAAUAUAAACUGGCAGUGCAACAAUGGCCAUACGGGAAAAUGGGAGUCAUGUCCCAAUAUACGUGGAAUGGCAGAAAAUAACCUUCUGGCAGCAGCUGCCACCCUCUUCACUGGCUCCACAUACACCGACAUAGCUGACUGGGCUGGACUUUUUAACCUGCAGUUGCCCCAGCAAACAACUUUCUAUAACAUACAGGCAAGCUAUCUUCUCCCAGUGAUUGAGGAAGCAUAUACAGAGCAGGAGACCACAAUCAAGGCUAGAUUAAUUUGCCAAACUGAAGAUGGUGAGGGAGUGCAGCUAUGUGGAGGCGGAAGAAGUGACAGCCCCAGCCACUCCAGCAAAUACCUCACUUACUCUUUCAUGGAUGACUCCACUAACCAGAUUGUGGUGUUUGAGCUGCUUCAGGUGUCCCAGGCAUCCAAUUCUGUUGCAAUGGAACCACUGGGCUUCAGGAAAGGCUUGGAGAAGAUCCUGGAUGAGGGCAUUGAUGCGAAAGUAGUCACCACAGACCGGCAUCCCUCCAUAAGAAAAAUUAUGACAGAGGAAUACCCUCAUAUAAUUCAUCAGUUUGAUCCGUGGCAUGUGACCAAAGGUUAGUCUACCGUUAGUCUAAGCUAUAGAGCAAUAGAGCACAACACCCUGAUAUCUCAUCUGCUUUGUUGUCUGUUGUUCUUUGUGUAUUACAUUUACCACAGGACGUAAAUGCACACCCAUUGUAAUCCUUUUCUCUCAUAAUUCAGGAUUGAAAAUGAAACUGGUUGCAGCAUCCAAUAAAAAGGACUGCAAAGAUCUUGCUCCUUGGGUCAGGAGUGUCACCAACCACAUGUGGUGGAGCUGUUGCUCCUCCAAAGGAGAUGCAAAGGUAUACAAGCAUACAGACACAACAUAUCACAAAGUGAAAUUCUAUUUUGUUUCUUAUAUACUUCAAAUUCUGUAUGCAGGUGUAAUGCACA